Closterium sp. NIES-65 is the source of this 5025-nucleotide messenger RNA. NCBI's taxonomy places the organism in Eukaryota, Viridiplantae, Streptophyta, Zygnematophyceae, Desmidiales, Closteriaceae. The record is from the annotation of a GenBank genome assembly.
AUGUUGGCAGAUGGAAAGUUAGUAGCAGCGAUAGCAUCAGCAGGAGGGGAUGGGGAUAACGCAAGCAUACCCUUGGGCACUGGGGGUAUUGCGGGCACUGGUACUACUGGUGCCGGUGGUGGGGGUGACAGAGGUAGUGCGGAAGGUGGUGGCUUUGGAGGGACGGCUAGGGAUGCACUUACAGGAGACACUGGGGGCGGUGUGGCUGGAAACGUGCAGGGCGCUGGGUGGGGACACGAGGGCAUUGGGGCGGGAGACGAGCAGGGGGCUGGGUGGGGGGGAGACGAGCAGGGUGCUGGUGCUGCAUCGGGAGACGAGUUCUUUUCAGACAAGGACGUGCCGGACGUGUGGUCUGACUUUGAGUCGAAACUCGCUCUGGACGGCCGGAAAGCUGCUGUCCGGAACGUGCUUCCUGGCGACUCCCCUUCCGCCUUAAGCUUUGGUCCGUCAGCCGUUGCUGCUCUACCCAACGGGCUUGGUGACCUGGACGAGCGGGUGAGAAAGGAGCGCGCGCGGGAGGAGCGAGCGCGGGAGGAGGAGCGAGUGCGGGAGCUGCUAGCCGCCCAGGAGAAAGCUUUAAAAGAGGCGCACGCGAGGGAGAUAGAGGGGGUGAAGGCGAGGGUUGAGAGGGAGGUGCAUGAGCGCGUGAUGGCGGAGGUGGCGGAGGUGGAGGCAAGAGUAGAGCAGGAGGUGCAGGAGCGGGAGGCGCUGGAAGAGCAGCAGCGGGUGAGGGCGGAGGAGCAUCAAAGGGAGGUGUGGGAGCUGCAGUGCAGCGCGGAGGAGAUGCGGCAGCAGCAUGAGCAGCUCAUGGCGGAACUGCAGGAGCUGCGGCAGCUGCGGUACGGGGGCGAGGAGGUGGAGAGGCAGCGGAGGGAGGUGGAGAGGGAGCGGGCGGAGGUGGUUCGGCUGCGCAAGGGCAUGGCGGAGAGCGUGUUUCAGAAGCAGCAGUGGGCGCUGGACAUGCAGGAAAUGGAUAAGAUCAAGAAGGAGCUGAACGAGCUGAGGGCGCGAGAGAGGGAGCUGCAGAAGCAGCUGCGGAUAGGCUCGGGCUCUUCCUCAGAGAUCACAGCACUCAAGCAGGUGGUGGCAUCACUUAAAGCCCGCGAGGAGGAGGUGAACGCCAAAGAGGCUCUUGCCCUGGCGAAGCACAAGGAGGUGGAGGCCUUGCGCAAGGUGCAGGAGAAGGUGGAGGUGGAGCUGGUGGAGGCGAGGCGCAUGAACAACGAGCUGCAGCUGCAGAGGAGGAAGAUGAGCGUGCAGCUGGCCGAGGCCCAGGCACACAUGGAUAGGCUCAUAGCGCCCGAGAGCCAGCAGCUGAAGAAGGCACAGAUGGAAGCCAUGCUGCUGCGGCAGCGAGUGGCGGAUCUUCUCAGACAGGUCGAAGGUCUACAGAACAGCCGGUUCAGCGAGGUGGAGGAGGUGGUGUACCUGCGGUGGGUGAACGCGUGUCUGCGCUUUGAGCUGCGCCACAACAAGGCCAUGGCUGGCGGCAAGGACUCGGCGCUCUCCCUCAACAACAACCGCAGCCCGCGCUCCCAGGUGAGGGUGCUGCUUUCGCCCCACGCUCCCAGGGGAGGGUGCUGCUUUCGCCCCACGCUCCCAGGUGAGGGUGCUGCUUUCGCCCCACGCUCCCAGGUGAGGGUGCUGCUUUCGCCCCACGCUCCCAGGGGAGGGUGCUGCUUUCGCCCCACGCUCCCAGGUGAGGGUGCUGCUUUCGCCCCACGCUCCCAGGUGAGGGUGCUGCUUUCGCCCCACGCUCCCAGGGGAGGGUGCUGCUUUCGCCCCACGCUCCCAGGUGAGGGUGCUGCUUUCGCCCCACGCUCCCAGGGGAGGGUGCUGCUUUCGCCCCACGCUCCCAGGGGAGGGUGCUGCUUUCGCCCCACGCUCCCAGGUGAGGGUGCUGCUUUCGCCCCACGCUCCCAGGUGAGGGUGCUGCUUUCGCCCCACGCUCCCAGGGGAGGGUGCUGCUUUCGCCCCACGCUCCCAGGUGAGGGUGCUGCUUUCGCCCCACGCUCCCAGGUGAGGGUGCUGCUUUCGCCCCACGCUCCCAGGGGAGGGUGCUGCUUUCGCCCCACGCUCCCAGGUGAGGGUGCUGCUUUCGCCCCACGCUCCCAGGUGAGGGUGCUGCUUUCGCCCCACGCUCCCAGGACCGCGCCAAACACCUCAUGCAGCAGUUUGCCGACGGCUACCCCACAGGGGAACCUUCAGCUGCUGGUGGUCGGUACAACGACGAUGAUUCCGACUCCCUCUCUCUCUACAACGACUCUGCCUCCUUCGCCUCCUCGCCUCCUGGCCUCUUGGCCCACCGAGGCAGCACUGCUGCCUGUAACAGCCAAUCCCCCUCGUGUUUCCUUCCCCUCUCCCUACCCCUUUCUUCUUUCCCUCUGCACCCCUCAGGACCGCGCGAAACACCUCAUGCAGCAGUUUGCCGACGGCUACCCCACAGGGGAACCUUCAGCUGCUGGUGGUCGGUACAACGACGACGAUUCCGACUCCCUGUCUCUCUACAACGACUCUGCCUCCUUCGCCUCCUCGCCUGACCAUCGCUUCCCCUGUCUGUCCCUUCCUUUACCCCUCUGUACCCCUCAGGACCGCGCGAAACACCUCAUGCAGCAGUUUGCCGACGGCUACCCCAGUGGGGAACCUUCAGCUGCUGCUGGAGGUCGGUACAAUGAUGACGACUCCGACUCCCUCUCUCUCUACAACGACUCUGCCUCCUUCGCCUCCUCGCCCGACCGCGGCAGCGCUGCCGCCACAGACGAACCUUUCCAUUCCUCCCCGGAUAGCUAUGGGCGUGGUGCUGCUGGUGGGGGAGGGGGAGCAGCGGGAGGAGGAGGGAGGAAGGCGAGAACGCCUGGGCCUGGGACGGGAGGGAGAGGAGGAGGAUGGGGAGUGGGCGUGGGAGUGGCUGCAGGUCCUGGUGGUGGUGGUGGUGGUGGCGGUUUUGGUGAGGGUGGUGGUGGGGUUGGUGGGGGUGGUGGAGGUGGUGGAGGAGGGGGAGGAGCAGGGGGAGGGAAGGAUGCGCUUGGGCGGACGAUGUCUCUGCAGGCGAUGUCGCAGCAGGAUGCAGCGAGCAAGCUCAAGAAUUUCCUCACCUGGCGCCGCAACAAGUCCGCAAGAGACCUCGAGGAAACCGCUGCUGCUGGUGCUGCUGGUGGGGGUGUUGGGGGUGCUGGUGGGGGUGGUGGUGCUGCGGGUGGUGGUGCUGGUGGUGGUGGUGAUGGGAGUUCUGGUGGUGGUGGUGCUGAUGCUGUUUCUGAUGCUGCUGCUCGGGCUGCUGCCAGGUAUGAAGGAGAACGAAGGGCACGCCACAGAGGAGGAAGGGAAGGAGGAGGAGGAAGCGGGGGAGGUGGGGGAGGAGGCGGAGGAGGAGAGGGUGGAGAAUAUGGAGGGGAGGGAGGUCAGGAUGAGGAGAGGAAGGAGGCAAUUCUCCGAAAGCUCAAGAUGAAGCAGCCACCUCCAGGCAUGAUGAUGAAUCCCAUGGGCGAUUUCACCAUUGGUGACUCUUUCAAUCUCGUCCGUCGAUCCGUGUCCCGCCCCGACAAGGACAAUCUGCACCGUCGAUUCCCGGGGUUCAAGGAUCGGCAUCUCCUGGCCCAGGAGCGGCAGAUUUUUAACCUCCAACAGGCCGAAGCUGCGGCUGCCCUGAAAAAAUCGGGUAUUUCGGCCAACGCGUCCGUUGGGAAAACGCCGCGCGUCGCUGCCCCGGAGAAGCGCGAGCCAAGAGUGCCGUCCGCGCCGCCCAGGCCCCGAACCACCCGCCCGAGCCAUCUGGACGAGGAAAUGGAAGUGACGCACGCCGCCGCCCUGCUCAACAAAGCAGUGGGCGGCGCAGUGCCACUUCCACCGCCCCUGCCGCCUGCCGGUGGGGUUCCAUUGCCGCCCGCAAUGCCCAGAGGGAAAUUGGGUGGGAAGGAGGGAAUGGACGAUGAGGGGAUGCGGAGGGCGCCUGAAGUGGUGGCGUUCUAUCAGCAGCUCAUGAGGAUGCAGAGGGAGGGACUGGGAGGUGUUGGGGGGAGGGAGGCGGAGGAGGGGUUGAGCAUGACGGCCGUGAGAGGGGAUAUGAUUGGCGAGAUUGAAGGGCGCUCAUCUCACCUGCUCGCUAUCAAGCAGGACGUGGAGAUGCAGGGCGACUUCAUCAACACCCUGGCAAGGGAGGUGCGCGACGCCUCCUACUUUGACAUUGAGGACGUUGUGGCGUUCGUCAACUGGCUCGACGAGGAGCUGGCGUUCCUGGUGGACGAGCGCGCAGUGCUGAAGCACUUUGACUGGCCCGAGGCCAAGGCGGACGCGCUGAGGGAGGCGGCGUUUGAGUUCCAGGACCUAGUGCGGCUGGAGAGGGACCUAGGCAGCUACGUGGACGACCCUGACGUGCCCACCGACCAGGCUCUGAAGAAAAUGUUCCAUGUCUUGGAAAAGGUGGAGCAGAGUAUAUACGCGCUGCUGCGCACAAGAGACAUGGCCAUCUCACGUUACGCUGAGUUUGGAGUGCCCACCUACUGGAUCCUGGAUAACGGCCUUGUGGGCAAGAUCCGGCUGGCAUCGGUUCGUCUGGCACGAUGCUACAUCACGCGCGUCACAUCGGAGCUUGACAAGCUAGGGAAUGAGCCCGAGAGCGAGCCUAUCCGAGAGUUCCUGCUGCUGCAGGCCGUGCGAUUCGCCUUCCGCACUCACCAGUUCGCAGGAGGGUUUGACGCGGAAAGCAUGCGGGCAUUCGAUGAGCUUCGAGCGCGGGCCAACCUCGGAAGCAGUGCCAGCCUCGGCCCUCCUACUGCUGCCGCUGAUGUUGGUGCUGCUUCUGGUGCUGCUGAUGCAGCCAACACCUCUGCUGCUGCUGACAGCGUUGACAGUGCAAGAGCAGCUGCUGAUACGAAUGGAGCAGAUGCUGGUGGUAACAGAGCUGGGGUAUUGCUGAAUGAGGAGCCUGCAAUGGAUGAUGGAGAUGCAUCCGAUCUGCUGGCUGAUGCGUUAGCAGUUGCCAGUGAUGUGGGUGGUGCUACACCCCUUGACGAGGGUUCGUCGUAA